Messenger RNA from Egretta garzetta (little egret), 2589 nucleotides. It is a transcript of the gene B4GALT3, whose product is annotated as beta-1,4-galactosyltransferase 3. The transcript has 7 exons. Gene Ontology annotation, biological process: carbohydrate metabolic process. Bases 234 to 1268 code for a protein of 344 amino acids. NCBI's taxonomy places the organism in Eukaryota, Metazoa, Chordata, Aves, Pelecaniformes, Ardeidae. Gene Ontology annotation, molecular function: glycosyltransferase activity. The record is from RefSeq and is a predicted model, not a curated record.
CUCUCCUUCAGUCCGCCUGGCAAGAGCUCGUAGCGGGAAAGGGGUGGCCUGGCUCGCAGCGUCCUGACGACGCCGUGCUAGAAGAGCAGGCUGCCGCCUCAGAAAGUUUGGAGGAGGAGGAGGAGGUCGAGGUCUUCCGUGCACGGCGAGGUAGCCCGGGAGGCAGAACGGCAGCGCGCGGGAAGGCAGUUCAGCUCCUCACCGGUCCGAGCGCAGAGCAUGGGCUAAAAACGAUGUCCCUCUCUCGCGUCGAAAAUCCUUGCUUUCUGCUGUCUCUGUUUGUCUUCCAAGCAAUAUUUAUCCUGAUACUUUACCGAGGUGGACCUUCAAGUGUGUUCCGUGGGUUUUUAGACCCACAUCAGGUUCAGGAUUACUCAAAAACUCACGAUGUGUACACAAACCUCAGCUUGUUUACCCAAGCUCCUAACGAAGAAGCUAUGCCGUACUGCUCCGUGCAGUCUCCAAUAUUCGUUGGUCCGCUAACCAUCACCUUCAGGGUGCUCCCUAGUGAGAGAAUGAUCAUCAAAAAAAAUCCUUUUGUUCAGUCUGGUGGACGCUACAGGCCACCUCACUGCUUGGCCCGCUACAAAUCAGCCAUCCUUGUAGCCUACAGGAACCAGGAGAAGUACCUUCACCAUCUUCUCUACUAUAUUCAUCCUUUCUUGCAGCGCCAGCAGCUCAGUUAUAGUAUCUACCUGAUUCAGCAGGUGGGGAAUGGUACAUUUAACCGAGCAAAGCUGCUUAAUGUUGGUGUCCGGGAAGCCCUGAAGGACGAAGACUGGGACUGCCUUCUCCUGCACGACGUCGACCUCGUACCAGAGAACGAUUAUAAUCUGUAUGUUUGCGAUGAAUACUAUCCCAAGCAUAUGGCUAGUGCCAUGGAUAAGUUUCAGUACACUCUGCCAUAUAAGUCCUUUUUUGGGGGUGUAUCUGCUCUGACUCCAGAACAUUACAUGAAGAUGAAUGGGUUUCCAAACACAUAUUGGGGAAGCGGUGGCGAAAAUGACGACAUUGCUACAAGGAAUGAGCUGGCUGGAAUGAAAAUAGUCCGGACAUCACCUUACCUUGGACGCUACAAAGUGAUGGACUACAAUGAAGAGACAGAGACACAGGAGCCUUGGAGAAGGCCUACUUCCCGACACAACACCAGAAAAACAUGGAAGGAUGAUGGAAUGAAUUCGUUAGAGUUCAAGCUCCUUUCCCGGACAAAGCAUCCCCUUUAUACCAACAUCACUGUGGACAUUGGAUAUGUUCCCCCAUUUUCUUAAGAGAAUGAAACAAAAGCAGAGUUUGGGCUCAGCAUGCAUAUGGGCAUUCUGCCUCUACCUCCUUGUGUGGUGUGGAGUUAGCAACACCGGAGGUGAAUCCUUUUGUCUUUUCAUGCCUUUUGCUUUUCUUCUGACUGUUUAAGAUUUAGAAGAAAAGGCUUCAGGAAUAGGGUAUGAUAGCUAAUAAACAGGCUCUGGCUUACUCUAAAAAUUGUCAAAGCACUAUAAAACUAACUGCUGAGCCAGACCUGCCCUCAGGCCUUAGGGAUCAUGGUCUCUUUCACAGUAAGCUGACCCAAGUUUUCUGGAACCAUUGUUCUGUAGGUGGAUAGCUCUGUCCUGCUUUGUACUUAAGCGUUAACUGGGAUGCAAGCCAUUGAGGCAGGCAGGCCUCCAAAGUGCUGCCUUUUGAGAAAGUGUUGAAGCCAGUUACAGUUCUGUAAAUAUCUUUUGUGAAUUUGAGUAAAAUAAAUUCAGCUAGUGUUUGGGUUAAGAUUUUUCUAGAAUAUGUAAUAAGAGUGUAAUAAAGGAGAAAGCUGCCCUGAUACCAGACAAAACCAGAGCUUAAGUCCUUGUUUUCUUCUGACCUGAUCCAUCAGUGUUUAAAUGGUUUUUACUGUAGCUGUAAGUAAUUCAGGCUGAAGGGGACCCGAGCCUGUCACCUGCUCUAACCUCCUGCUCAAUCUAGUAUUUCAGCUGUUGCUCAAACAUUAAUUAUCUUUCAAGGUUGAUCUGUCUUAAACAUAAAAUACUUUGGAGAAGUGAUAUACUAGAGGAAAAACUAAGUCAAUGAAACAUGUCAACAGUAGAGCUGUGACCCUGGCAGGAAUGACAUUAAAAACAGGAAUGCAUUUGUGCUUACCUGACUGUGAGACUGACACAGUCUGCCCAAGACCUUCCCCUUUCUGUAAUCUUCCUUUCUCCAGGAAGUCAGGCAGUAGCACUGCUGACCAUGUCCAAUUACUUUCCAAGCAUGACAACAGGGUAUUUUUUCUUAGUGCUUGUAGAUACUGAAAUUCCCUGUUCACUGAAAAACUGCAUCUAUCCCAUUACCACCUAAGAAUUCAUUAACUUCUCUACAGUUAGAAUAAUGCAUCAACCAGCUAGAGAACAACCCCAGAAGUUGCUUUUUGUCUUGUACUUCUAAAGAUAUUGUGUCCUAAAAGAAACUCCCCAGACCCUGGCUUUGCAUCUCCCUGCAAGGGAUGCAUAUCCAACAAGCAGGUGUAAGGGCAGUUAGUUAGGUAUAAUGCAGCAAGAAAAGCAAGAUGCUCUAAUCAAGACUUUUGCAGAAAGCCUGCAGCACACUGGAACAAUUAAU